This is a messenger RNA of Silurus meridionalis, 3253 nucleotides long. It is a transcript of the gene ids, whose product is annotated as iduronate 2-sulfatase. The transcript has 9 exons. Lineage: Eukaryota; Metazoa; Chordata; Actinopteri; Siluriformes; Siluridae. Gene Ontology annotation, molecular function: iduronate-2-sulfatase activity. The record is from RefSeq and is a predicted model, not a curated record. The coding region runs from base 137 to 1816 and encodes 559 amino acids.
GGACAUCGAAGGCGGAGCUUCAGGAACUAAACAGGAAGCGCGCACAGCGAGGAGAAGUUUAAUAUCUGUGCUUUAAGAUGCAAAUCUUUCGGGAGUUUUUAUGUGAUGUCGCUUCGACUUGUUAACAAGGCUAAAGAUGUUUUCUCGGGCUCACAUAUGGCUGCUUUUAUUCCUGGUUUACCUUCUGGUCCUGUGUGUAUUUGCAAAAGGGAAAUUUAAUGUGCUGUUCUUGAUAGCUGAUGAUUUGAGACCCACUCUGGGUUGCUACUCAGAUCCAGUGGUGAAAUCACCCAAUAUUGAUCGACUUGCAUCUAAAAGUACUGUAUUCUACAACGCUUUUGCUCAGCAAGCAGUAUGUGGCCCAAGCAGGACGUCUUUCCUUACAAGUCGAAGGCCAGACACCACCCGGCUCUAUGACUUCAACUCCUACUGGAGAGUCAGCGCAGGCAACUACACCACGCUUCCGCAGUAUUUCAAAUCCAACGGCUACACCACCCUGUCUGUGGGGAAGGUCUUCCAUCCAGGCAUCGCCUCCAAUCACACGGAUGAUUACCCAUACAGCUGGUCUGUACCACCGUAUCAUCCACCCUCUUUCAGCUAUGAAAAGAGGAAGGUUUGCAAGAGCGAAGAUGGCACGCUUCACAGUAACCUGCUGUGCGCUGUGAACGUUUCCGAGAUGCCUUUGAGAACUCUGCCUGACCUGGAGAAUGCAGCCGAGGCUGUAAGACUGCUCAAAACUAUGAAAGAUGCAGAAACUCCUUUCUUCCUAGCAGUGGGCUUCUACAAACCUCACAUUCCUUUCAGGAUCCCAGUGGAAUACCUAAAGCUGUAUCCUAUAGAGAACAUGACACUGGCUUCAGACCCCGACGUUCCUAAAAAGCUUCCAAAAGUAGCCUACAACCCCUGGAUGGACAUCCGAAAGAGAGAGGACGUGAAGGCUUUGAAUCUCAGCUUCCCAUAUGGACCGAUUCCUAAAGACUUUCAGCUGCGUAUUCGGCAACACUAUUACGCAGCCGUAUCGUAUAUAGACGCCCAAGUCGGAAAGAUCCUGCAGGUUCUCGAUGAUCUAGACCUGACCAAGGAAACCAUUGUAGUGUUCACCUCAGACCAUGGCUGGUCCCUCGGUGAGCACGGUGAAUGGGCCAAAUACAGCAACUUUGACGUCGCCACCCGUGUGCCAUUGAUCGUGUACGCUCCAGGUGUGACCUCACCUCGGCCUUGGCCCGGGGGAAAGAUGUUCUCAUAUGUAAACGUGUUUGGAAAAGCACGGGAGCGUUUUGACGAAGGUUAUCUUGUGCGCAGCGUGGUGGAGUUAGUUGACGUCUUCCCCACUGUGGCGUCUCUGGCAGGCUUGGUCUCCGUUCACCAUUGCCCAGUCCCUUCCUUUAAAACUGUCCUAUGCACUGAGGGUUCGAACCUUGUACAUCUCCUUGGGCGUCAUGAACGCAACCCCAACCACCAAGCAUACGCUUUCAGCCAGUACCCACGCCCCGGCGACACCAUCCGAGACGACUCGGACCUGCCUUCGCUCGCAAACAUCACUGUAAUGGGCUACUCUGUGCGUUCCACCGACUUUCACUUCACACUGUGGGUGGGUUUCGACUCGUCUUGCUUCUACGCCAAUUUGAGCGACGUGCACGCCGGUGAGCUUUACAUCCUUUCCGAGGACCCAAACGAGGACAACAACAUCUACAACGAACAAGUACAUGCAGACGUAGCGAUGCUGAAGCUCGGAACACGGUACCCGUGGACGGAAAGUCUCAAAGAGCAUAUGAUCUUCCUUGGGAAGGCUUUGAAAGGAAACUGGAACCUAUGAGCACUUUUUUAAUAAUUCACAAUUGACAAUUUCUGUAGUUGCUGCUCUGAUAAAGGGAGGAAAGAAAAUACCUUAAAAUCUCACAAAACAUUUUUCCUUGUUCUAAUUUCCACGGGAAUAUCAACACCUGGCCAGUUAUGCACUGUUCAUUAAAUAAUAUGGUGUCGAACAGAGUUGAAGUCUAACACACAAAAAAAAAGGGAGGAACACAUUUUAUUUUAACCGAUGCCGAUAAAGCACGUAACGAGGUCACAUUUAAACACUGAUGGAAACACAAAUCUUGAAUUUCCUGUCGCACACUCCUGCGGCACGGAAAUCCCACCCUGAAGUUGAAAUGUGAAAAACUUACAAAUGAUAUUACACAGGUGCACCUUGGAGAACGGUUUAACGAUGAUGAAUGCUUUGUGUAAAAUCAAGAUGAGGAAAAAGGUUUGUGUCUUUCAGUUCAACUUGCACUCUUUACUGCUUCUCAUGCCUUCACCUAGUACACAAGGAUUUUAAAGACCACCUUACCCCCGCCCCGCCCCCAACUCAAUUUUUGUUUGCCUUCUUGAUCUGAUGAUGUUGAAACGGCGUUUUUCUUCCACAACGCAUAAAUUACUUCGAAAGACGAAAAUCAAAUAUUCAUGUGGAAGCCAAUAAAUGUCUAUUUUUCGACCUAAAACAGCCGCCACAAAAGCAAGUGUCUGUCUCUGUCCCUUUUUCCCCCUGAAAUGCCUUUUUUUUAUAAACGUGCAGCAGGAGUGUGCGGCGAAGGGUAAUCCUCGGGGAGUGUCGACGCAUUCGGGAGCCAGCGAACAGGCUUCGUUGCCAGCUGCUUUCAUUUUCACAGCUUUUGUCUAAAAGCAAGGUUCACGCAGUCGGCUACGGAUCCACAUGCCGAUAUAUAAAAUGCACACCGAAUUAGCGUUGUGUCAAAUAACGCUAGCAAUCCAGGGCUUUCAUUUAGGCCUCUUAAACAAGAAAUAUAGGUUUAAUUUUGUACUGUUUUUUUUUUUCAGCAAUAAUUACGCGUUACAUAUUAUAUUUUAAAUUGCCGCGUUAUUGGAAAUGAUUACAAAAAGUGUUUUGGUGUAAUUUUUUAUUAUUAUUUAUAGGCACCGCUAUUAUCCACUUGUCACAUUCUCCAUGUAAAUGGGAUUAUGCUGAAGAAGACAAACACUCCGAGAGGAGCGGAGAAUUUGACUUAGUGAUGAUAAACGAUUUGUAUUAACCACAUUAGUUUCAGUGCAAUUCCUAACAGGGAAUCAAUGCAGACACGGUUAGGGAUCACUGCUCCGAAUAAUAAACAUUGAUUUCCAUAACCACGGCUGCUCUACACGUGGCUCUAACUAAUGACGUGCUGGAGACUUCCAGAGUGGAGAAUUGGUUGCAAAUGCAUCUCGGAAAAAUUUAUAUUUUGGGUUUAAGCCAAAAAUAAAUGUAGCAGUUAACAUA